Tetrahymena thermophila SB210 is the source of this 456-nucleotide messenger RNA. RefSeq lists its product as hypothetical. NCBI's taxonomy places the organism in Eukaryota, Ciliophora, Oligohymenophorea, Hymenostomatida, Tetrahymenidae. The record is from RefSeq and is a predicted model, not a curated record. The transcript is spliced from 2 exons.
UCUUAAAUACAUACAAAUAAUAUGAAAAGUUAAGAGAAAAUUUUUAUUAAGAAAAUAUAAUCUUUAGCUUAAUCAAAUUAUUUAAUAAAAUCAAAUCAAUUGAAAAGAUAUUAAAUAGAAGUAAAAAUGGAAUUUUCAAACGCUUUACUUAGCUAGACCAAAUUACCUGGUUAACAAUAUGAUUACAAGAGAUGCUUUUAAGCUUCUAAUACCCAUUUCGAAUGUUUAGACUCAAUUAGAGAUGCCUAUGAUAAUCAUCACAAGUGCCCUUAAACUUACUAAGCUUGGUAAUCAAGCUGUGACGUUGGUAUUAGAAGAUAUUAAAUGGAUAACAGAGAGUAAUAAAAAAAAGAUCAAUUGUUAUACUCAAAGGAGCAACUUAAGAAUUAUAACGCUGCUAAAAAUAAGGAAGCUUAUGGUAUUACUGCUCCUAAGAAUUUGAGUUUCGCCUUUUGA